AUGAUGGAGGCUGUUAAUGGAUUUUUUGAAAGUGUCGGCCUAGAGAUGAAUUCCGAAAAAUCAGCAUCUAAUGUGGAAUCUUUAUCAUGCUGUGAGACUGUCGAUGGAAUCAACGGAUAUCGCUACUUGGGUGUACUUGAAGAUGGCGGAAGUAAUGUUCUCAAGAAUAAAGUUAUGGACUCCAUAUUGGAGAAUGUCAAGAAGAGGAUAACUAUGUUGUCAAAAACAAACCUGAAUGCUGUAAAUUUGUUUCGUGGAAUCAAUGAAUAUGCAUUAUCCCUAUAUAAUUAUUAUAUUGGGCUAAUCAAUAUUGAACCUUACGAAUUUGAUGAUAUUGACCAACAAAUACGCCGAUUACUUACGACUCUCAAGUUACACCUCCAGCCUGCAAAUAAGGAGAGGUUGUAUUUGGACCGCAAGACCCUUGGAAGAGGACUUGCCUCAAUUUCUUUCAAAAGCGAAUUAAUGCUCUUCCAGUUUCUUAAAAGUUUGGAAAAACAGUCGACUACCUGUCUGCGGAGGUCGGGUAUUCUGCGAGUAAUAAAAGGAAAAAAAUGGCACUUAGCCACAAUCGCAGAAUUUCUUGUCUCCAAAUAUGCAGCUGUCGGCAGGGAAAAUCUGACCAUUGAGUUACUGAAGGACGCACAAAGGAAACUCUUGCUUAACCGAAUUAACAGUAAAUCACUACACUACACUCGGUGA
This is a messenger RNA of Octopus sinensis (East Asian common octopus), 702 nucleotides long. RefSeq lists its product as uncharacterized. The transcript has a single exon. Bases 1 to 702 code for a protein of 233 amino acids. Lineage: Eukaryota; Metazoa; Mollusca; Cephalopoda; Octopoda; Octopodidae. The record is from RefSeq and is a predicted model, not a curated record.